CUUCCUCCUUACAAUACAAGUACAUCCAUACUUAGGAGUGACUAACCCUGAACCUAUCAAAUCUUAUCCUUCCCUCCCCUGGUUGAUGUGCGGCUCAAGCCUAAUAUGAGUGGAAUUUUAGCGUUGUCCCGAAUUUCCUGCUGAACAUUGGACCUUUGGACCUUAGGACCUUCACUUUCUUCCCAAACCUCCACAACUCUCAACUUCCCACAUCCCACCUUUCCUUUUUUAAAUUUAAUUCCCCAUCAACAACUUCACUUUCAGAUCGACCAAUAUCACCAGCACCAACAUGGCCGACGACGAUUCUAGCGAACUCUCGUCUAUAUCCGAGCUAUCAUCUGCUCCUUCUGAAUCUGAUGAGGAGAUUGAAGUUAAGCGCGAAAAGGGAAUCCUCAAGUUCUUUCACAAGCUUCCAGCUGGUGCUAAGCCCGCCGAACCUAAGAAGGAGGUAUCACCUCCACCGCGCAAGCGAUCCCCUUCUCCAGCACACGAAUAUGUCUUAGCCGAUAAUACAGACGUGGCGUUCAUUGUAAUGUUCCGUGCACGAUUUAACGAUGCCCUACCGAAGUCCCUUGCCAACUUUGGCCCCCAAGAAGUCGAACGAGACGUAACCGAAGCUAUUCCCGGCGAGCGUAUGGAACACUUUUUGUGUGCUGUGUUGGGCUUGUUGUUGAACCGCAAGCAAGAUGUCAAACCCGGUCACUAUAAUCGAGCGCUAGAAGAUGCCAUUCAUACGCAUAAAAACCAAUGGGCGCGAGAUUGGGAGGAUCAGAGUCCUCUGUCGGGUGGCAAGAGCUUCACCACCAUGGAUCCCACCGAACGCCUUAAAUUACUACGAACACUCAUCGUGUGGACCCUAUCCUCCUCCGAAGUAAUCAAGGGCAUAAUCAACAAAUCCUACAAAGCCGGCCGCCACGAAGACGACCUCAACCAGCCCCUCUCCGUACAACCAUGGGGUUCUGACAGCGAUAAACGCCGUUACUACCUAAUCGAGGGUCUAGACGAUACCCAUUUUCGAGUAUACCGCGAGAGCAACCCUCAGGGGUUCAACCGAACAUGGUGGAGCGUAGCAGGCGAUAUCGACGAGCUCAAGGUCCUAGCCGACAAGCUGCAGAACUCCGACGGUGGCCCUAAGGCAAAGAAGCUCGCGCAUAAGAUGCUAGCAGCCGUCCCGCGCUUCGAGGCCACCGAGGAGAAGCGCAAGCGUCGCGAGUACCGCCUCAUGCGCAAGGAGCAGUUCAAGCGCCCCGAGCCCGGCUUCAGCAUGUACGAGGGACGGACGCGAGGCAAGAGGAUGAAGUACACGUACUCGGACGACGAGGACUUCCUCUCCGAUUCCACCGGGUUUCGUCGAUCGAGCCGUAACACGCGCAAUCCCACACCCGCCGAGCCAGCUGGACCUGUGGUCACCGCGAGCGGACGACAGAUCAAAGCUCCGUCGCGCAUGACGGUAGACGCAUCUAGCAACAUCGUCACCGUCAGCCCGACGACGAGCCACGGCGCGAACGGAACGACCGAGUCCAAGGAAUCAUCCGUCGGACCCUCCGGCCGACCCCGACGAUCGGCGGCCGUGAACCACGGUACGAACGGUUGGGCGCCCUCAUCGAAGAAGGGCCAGGGAUACAAAUCGAUGGACGACGAUAUGGAGGACUAUGAUUCCCAAGAAGAAGACGAUGAUAGCGAACCCGAGCUCGGCGACGACGAAGAGGACGCUCAUCAGCCAGAUGAUGACGAAGAGGAAGAAGAAGAGGAUGACUACGAUGAAGACGAGGAGAUGGUCGACGACGACCUAGACGACGCGAAUAGCAAGAGCAGCAUGAUGGUCAAACUCAAGCUGCCGCAGAAAAAGCGCAAUUCGGGCGACGCCAACGGAUCCGCGUUCAACCUCGACGACUACCGUUACAGCAACAAGAAAGACGAUUCUAAGAGCAAGUCAUCUUCAGCGGCGGAGAGCAGUACCGCCAAAAAAGAACCCACCCCCGAAGAGAAGAGCGAGGAAGUCAUCUCAGUCGCCACGACUCGAAAGCAGGAGAAACCGUCCUCUACCGCCGCGACCAACGACCGCCCCAGCCACCGCCCCACGACGCCCGCGCUGAACGCUCUGCAGUCGACGUCCUUGGCUUUUAGGGAAAGCCCGGAUAAGGUCCAGCAGACGCUGCCGAAGCACGUCGAUGUCGGGGCGGGAGAGUGAACGGGGUUCUUAAUAACAUACACCUAUACAAAGUCUCGAGACAGAGACGCAGGACACCCAUGAUUUUCCUUGCCUGUGAGAGGGGGAGUCCUAAUCCCACAGCCUAGCAUGUGAGGGGGUGGAAAUCGAUACCUACGGUUGC
Molecule: messenger RNA, 2333 nt
Organism: Annulohypoxylon maeteangense
Lineage: Eukaryota; Fungi; Ascomycota; Sordariomycetes; Xylariales; Hypoxylaceae
Exons: 4
Coding region: 290-2191 (633 amino acids)
Source: RefSeq, a predicted model, not a curated record